This is a messenger RNA of Dreissena polymorpha, 1330 nucleotides long. Its product is annotated as peroxiredoxin-5, mitochondrial-like. Gene Ontology annotation, cellular component: mitochondrion; peroxisome; cytoplasm. Gene Ontology annotation, molecular function: thioredoxin peroxidase activity. The transcript is spliced from 6 exons. The record is from RefSeq and is a predicted model, not a curated record. Lineage: Eukaryota; Metazoa; Mollusca; Bivalvia; Myida; Dreissenidae. Bases 64 to 636 code for a protein of 190 amino acids. Gene Ontology annotation, biological process: hydrogen peroxide catabolic process; cell redox homeostasis; cellular response to oxidative stress.
ACUGUAGUGUAACCGAACCGCCGACCGGUGUUAAUGUAAUAAGAUACCUCAAAAAAGAUAAACAUGAGGGUGAUUUCCCAGGCUUCGUUUAAACUCAUUUCAAGGACAGGUAAAGUUCUGUCACGUGGCAUUUUCACGAACAGAGCUGCAGUGAUGGCUCCAAUUAAGGUUGGUGACACUCUUCCCAGUGUAGAUCUGUUUGAAGGCAACCCAGGUGGAAAAGUCAACACAAAAGAAGCCUUUGGGAAAGGAAAGCAUGUGAUCUUUUCUAUUGUAGGGGCCUUCACACCAACUUGUCAAGCAGAACAGUUUCCCACCUUUGUUGCAGAUAUUGAGAAGAUGAAAAGCAAAGGGGUGAAAUCCGUUAACUGUGUUAGCGUGAACGAUCCUUUUGUCAUGGAUGCUUUUGGCAAGGCACUUUCAGCUGGUGGAAAGGUGCGUUGCUUAGCAGACACUUGUGGUGCAUUUACAAAGGCAAUUGAAAUGGAACUGGAUUUAGCUGCCGUGCUGGGUAAUGUGCGGUCCAAAAGGUACGUGAUGGUGGUUGAAGACGGUAAAGUGAAAGCAAUCAAGGUCGAGGCUGAUAGCACAAAGGCCACAUGCAGUCGCAGUACUGAUGUUCUCGCGUUGCUAUAAGCUUCCUUUAACACAGCAUUGUGAUAAUGUUUUGCUAUCCUAGUAUUAUAUCUGAAUGUAUCAUAUUAGGACAAGUUGUGUAUACAAACAAUGUGAAAUCUGAGGAUUGAUAAAAAGUCAGAAUCUUGUGUUACAACUCAAAUAAUUUAUAUUUGUAUACCCUUUUCUUUUAUUUUGGGUUGUUUUUUAUAAAUGCUACCAUGUUAUACCAAAAUUAACACAUAACCAGUAGUAGUUGGGUUUAAUAAUGAGUUUCACAACUUGUUGAACCAAAGUUUUUUGUUAAUGUAUUUUGCUGUUUUUGCAUGUAUUUAGUCAAGAAUGUCUAAGUCAUUGAUAGGUGAAAGGAAAAAUCUCAGAUUGCUGGCGUGUAUACAGUCCAGUUUGAGGAAGCAGGUCGUGUGUAUCAGUAUUAUUUGUAACAACUAGGCAACAUUUUUGUCAUGCUAAGGCUAUCUUCCAUCGGCAGAUUUGCUUACUGUGCAUUUAACCACAAAAUUAAUACGUUUUACAAUGGUAUGUUUUGGUUAUUGCGUAUUUCGUCUUUUUUAAUAUUGUUUUUUUAACAUUAUAAAGGGUUUCUUGGUUAUUUAAUUGUUUAUUGGUGUUGAAUGGUCACUUAGUUAUGAAUCAUUACACUGAGAUUGGAUCUGCAGAUAGAAGUUUUUGUGUGGAAUAAAAUGUGAUAUCAAAA